Molecule: messenger RNA, 455 nt
Organism: Chionomys nivalis (European snow vole)
Lineage: Eukaryota; Metazoa; Chordata; Mammalia; Rodentia; Cricetidae
Product: 60S ribosomal protein L28-like
Exons: 1
Coding region: 1-411 (136 amino acids)
Biological process (GO): translation
Cellular component (GO): ribosome; cytosolic large ribosomal subunit
Molecular function (GO): structural constituent of ribosome
Source: RefSeq, a predicted model, not a curated record
AUGUCUGCGCAUCUGCAAUGGAUGGUCGUUCGGAACUGCUCCAGUUUCCUGAUCAAGAGGGAUAAGCAGACGUACAGCACCGAACCCAAUAAUCUGAAAGCCCGCAACUCCUUCCUUUACAACGGGCUGAUUCACCGCAAGACAGUGGGAGUUGAGCCUGCGGCCGACGGCAAAGGGGUCGUGGUGGUCAUGAAACGCAGAUCCGGUCAGCGCAAACCAGCUACUUCUUACGUAAGGACCACCAUCAAGAAUGCACGGGCCACCCUGAGCAGCAUCAGGCACAUGAUCCGAAAGAACAAGUACCGCCCCGAUCUGCGCAUGACGGCCAUCCGCAGGGCCAGUGCCAACCUACGAAGCCAGAAGCCUGUGGUGGUGAAGAGGAAAUGGACCCGUCCCACCAAGAGCUCCUGAGCCCUACACCCCAGAAGCAAUAAAGAGUCUACUGACUUUUUCAA